CUCCACACUCCUCUUCUCUCCUCCCUCUCCAGACUCUUCUCUCUCCCCUCUUUUCUUCCCCCCUCUCUCUCCCCCCAGCAUCGUACCAAACCACACAACCGCAGCGACGGCAACACGAAGCUCUCCUCUCCGGCGAGAAUAGCCAAGAACGCGACGCGACCACACCCAAGAGGCCGAACAGAUCGAGCUCAAGAAGGUUUUAGCCCAUGGGGAUGGAUUACUACAAGAUCCUGGGCGUCGACAAGGCCGCCAGCGACGACGACCUCAAGAAGGCGUACCGCAAGCUCGCCAUGAAGUGGCACCCUGACAAGAACCCCAACAACAAGAAGGAGGCGGAGAACAAGUUCAAGCAGAUCUCCGAGGCGUACGAGGUGCUGAGCGACCCGCAGAAGCGAGCGGUGUACGACCAGUACGGCGAGGAGGGGCUCAAGGGGCAGGUCCCGCCGCCGGGCGCCGGCGGGGCCGGCCCGGGAGGCGCGACGUUCUUCUCCACCGGCGGCGACGGGCCCAACGUGUUCCGGUUCAACCCGCGCAACGCGGAGGACAUCUUCGCGGAGUUCUUCGGCUCGUCCAGCCCGUUCGGCGGCAUGGGCGGUGGCAUGGGCGGCGGCAUGGGGGGAGGGCCCGGGAUGCGGACAGGCGGCACGCGGUUCUCGUCGUCGAUCUUCGGGGACGACAUCUUCGGCUCGGCGUUCGGCGGCGGCGCCGACGGGCACCACGGGAUGCACGGCGGUGGCGCCGGGAGGGCGUUGAAGGCGCCGGCGAUCGAGAGGAAGCUGCCGUGCAGCCUGGAGGAGCUCUACAAAGGCACCACCAAGAAGAUGAAGAUUUCCAGGGAAAUCGCUGACGCCAGUGGGAAGACAAUUCCAGUGGAGGAGAUCCUGACCAUCGAUGUGAAGCCUGGGUGGAAGAAGGGCACCAAGAUCACCUUCCCGGAGAAAGGAAACGAGCAGCCGAACGUGAUCCCGGCCGACCUCGUCUUCAUCAUCGACGAGAAGCCGCACCCGGUGUUCACCCGUGACGGCAACGACCUCGUCGUGACGCAGAAGAUACCGCUCGCCGAGGCCCUGACCGGCCACACCGUCCACCUGACUACGCUCGACGGCCGCAGCCUGACGAUCCCGAUCACCUCCGUCAUCAACCCGGGCUACGAGGAGGUCGUCCGCGGCGAGGGCAUGCCCAUCCCCAAGGACCCCUCCAAGAAGGGCAAUCUCAGGGUCAAGUUCGACAUCAAGUUCCCGGCGAGGCUCACCGCCGACCAGAAGUCCGGCGUCAAGCGGCUGCUGGGGCAGUAGAUCGAGCAACUGCACCGAUGUAGUAUCAAAGCCUUUUCUUGUGUUGGUGGUGUUGAACUGGUGAUCAUCCGGCAGCCGCGACGAAUUUCUCGUUGAGAGCUUUUUCAGGUCAUGUGACACGAUGCAAAAAGGCAAUGCGGCCUUAGAUGUGUGAGAUACUGAUGAGAACUAGUAGAAACGUUAUACACAGCUUUUGUGGUGCAUAGAGGAGGAAUUCCUUUGUACAAUCUCUUUCAGGUUGGUAGUCUGAUUCACAUUGCUUUGGAGUAAAAAACUAAAAAUGCCUAGGUGUAGAUGUUGUUGUACCUAUUGCACGAAAUUUUGAUGGUACAAAAUGUUCAUUCUGAAAUGGACUGGGAAGUUGUACCCGUAA
Molecule: messenger RNA, 1668 nt
Organism: Oryza sativa Japonica Group (Japanese rice)
Lineage: Eukaryota; Viridiplantae; Streptophyta; Magnoliopsida; Poales; Poaceae
Source: RefSeq, a predicted model, not a curated record